Molecule: messenger RNA, 291 nt
Organism: Rasamsonia emersonii CBS 393.64
Lineage: Eukaryota; Fungi; Ascomycota; Eurotiomycetes; Eurotiales; Trichocomaceae
Exons: 3
Coding region: 1-291 (96 amino acids)
Source: RefSeq, a predicted model, not a curated record
AUGAUGAUGAUGCUCAACCUGGCCAUCGCUGCGCCAGUCGGUGAUAAUAUGAAGAAUGAUAAUGAUAAUGAUAAACGUCAGGUAAGUCAAAUCAACCAUCUAUCCAUCAAGCUAUGCACUCUCGGAACCCUCGACUACCUCGCUGGCACACAAGGAAACCCCGCCGUCGGCGCCCUAGGCAAUCUCGCUCCACAAGGCAACAUCAUGAACUCGGUCCACAAGAUCCCUGUGAUCGAAACGCUGGGGAAUUUCGGCACGGAGGGGGGAAAGAAGUCUUCUGCUUCGAAUUGA